Molecule: messenger RNA, 1524 nt
Organism: Talaromyces stipitatus ATCC 10500
Lineage: Eukaryota; Fungi; Ascomycota; Eurotiomycetes; Eurotiales; Trichocomaceae
Exons: 2
Coding region: 1-1524 (507 amino acids)
Source: RefSeq, a predicted model, not a curated record
AUGUCGCUCCGCCAAUGGUGCUUGUCUCUCGUUAUUACCUGUUUCUUUCCCGUCUUCUCCGCAGCGAGUCCGUGGAUUGUCACGGCCAAUUAUGAAGAGAUCGUCAGUGUUAUUCCCGGCCACACGGACCAGGUGUACAGCAUCACAGAACCUGCGGAGACCUUCACCGAUUUUGUGGCUGUUUCUUCCCCCUCUGGCACUCCAGUAUCUACAGCCACCAUCACACAGACGGAUUAUUACUCGGAUACAUACACCAUAGUCGAAGUCUUGUAUCCAUAUAAUUCUGCCGCAACUCCAACUAGUACAGCGGAAGACUACUAUGCCACAGCAACGAGUGAUGACUACGCUUACACAAACUACGUCGUAAACCUCGCUUACACUGCGCCAUCAUACUGCAGCACGACAUGGGCCUUUACCACAGCUGUGCCGGUUGAGCCACCUUACAACAUUGAACAUGCGCUCGUGCCAACUACCGCCUCCACGAGUUUUAGAGUCGAUAACAGUCGUCCAUUUCGUCCCACUACCAUCACCGAAGUGUAUGCCUUCGUGGAUCCGACCCAGGUUCCUUCCUCCAGUUUAGCUGCGCUCAGCUCAAGCUAUGAACCGUAUCCACCAUGUUAUAAUCCAUCAUUGGACAAUACUGACUCGGGAGACUCAUCGUCCUCACCAUCCUCCUCCUCCUCAUCAUCAUCCUCCUCAUCUUCAUCUUCAUCUUCAUCCUCUUCCGGGACGACCUACUCUUGCGGUUACUACUGGUGUAGUUCCGAUGACGAUUCCGUCAGUUGGAUCAAUGACUCCAGUUACUAUGGCAUCUCCCCUUUAGCAAUCAUCCUGAUCACUGUUCUGGGCUGGUCAUUUGUUAUUUUCGUAGCCGGGCUAUUCGAGAAUUACUUCUAUUUUCAACGGUUGAUGAAGGGAUGGCAAGCUCGCCGUGGCCUACCAAUCACAUGGUGGUUUUGGAUCUUCCCGGUAACCGCUCUGGUUUGCUUAGGGUUCAGCCGAAGGGGAUUUCAAGCGCGAAAUGAGGAAGACGCACGGGAGCUGCAGCAGAAGUGGGAAGAAAUGGGGUUUUGGGAUAAAAAACGUCUGUGGUUGAAGUACGGGUUCACCUGGGGUUACCCUUCCAUGCUCGGUCCUGCUCCUCCACGAGUCGGACGACCUUCAAAAGCGAAGUUAACACAGCCAUUGCUUCAAGUAUCGCCUCCUGCAAGUGAACAAGGGGAAAUCAGUCGUCAAUUGACACCGCGAUCAUCGAACGGUGAUGAUAUCGAAUCAAGCUCUGCGGCAGCAGCAGCGUCUCCUUCCCGUCAGUCUCAACCGGCAAUGUCUGGUGGCCUAUCAUCUCAGAACCUUCAGAUCCCCUCUCCUGUGUCGACCAGAUCACGCCAAGCGACAGAUGGACCAGUGGAGCCAAUUCCCGAACAGGAUGAGAUCACCGAGGUACCAGCGACAGCAGAACAACGAGAGGGAGAAGGAAUCACAGAGAAAACUGUAUCCGAAAAGGAGCAAACUUCAAAGCCUUAA